Laetiporus sulphureus 93-53 is the source of this 736-nucleotide messenger RNA. RefSeq lists its product as uncharacterized. The transcript has 4 exons. Bases 119 to 493 code for a protein of 124 amino acids. NCBI's taxonomy places the organism in Eukaryota, Fungi, Basidiomycota, Agaricomycetes, Polyporales, Laetiporaceae. The record is from RefSeq and is a predicted model, not a curated record.
GAGAAGAAUGAAGCUGCGGGAGACAAGACAGAUAACGUCGAUCCGACGGAGAGCAAGGACGAGGGCGAGAAAGUAGAGGCAGCCGCGACCGCAGAAGUAUCAGCAGCGCAGGAAACUGAUGGCCAAGAGUCUAACGAAGCGACUGCUGAUACGACGGCAAACGGUGGGAGAGCUGCAGAGGAGGGGGCAAACGAGGAGGAUGAGACCACCAAGGAAACUGAAGCAGAUGCGAAGGGUGCAGGGGGCAAGAACAAGAAGCAGCAGCAACAGCCAAAGAACGCUAAGAAAGGCGGGAAGAAAAAGAAAGGUAGAUGAAGUCAGAGAGAGGAGCAACCCCAGCCACUGGCGGCGAACAGGAGGGGCAGAUCGCUCUACGGUCGUGCUAUUUUGCUCUAUCAAUGAUUCAUCCGCCACUGCCACUGUAAUGGUUGUAUUCAUCCUCCUACUUGAGAUUGAGCCGUCGGCCUUGCUCAGAUGGCGUCUUCUGGAAUAGGUUGAGCUUACUCAAAGCAUGGGAAAACACAUGUCAAAGCUUGCGUGAUGGCCGAUUACUUGGAAUGGAUUUUCACCUUUCGAAAGCCUAUAUCAAUUUUUAAAGGCGUGGAGUUCAGACAGGAAUCUGGUUGUGAAUACGGUUCAAAGUAGCCUUGAUGGAUCAUCACCGGACUAGCAGCUAAAAUAUGAGGCUGCGCUAUCGUUGGUGCUCAGAACCUGCACAGCUGCAACAGCGGUGAAA